CUCUCUCUCCCACUCUCCCUACUUGUUAUAAAACUUGGUCCAGUUUAUUUGUUCUUAUGUGCAUGGAUUUAUUAUAGGAUUUUCUUGAUUUUAGCAAGAAUGGGUGUUGAUGAUUCUUGAAGGGGAGCACUGGGUUUUCCAGAUUUAAUUCAGUUUGAGGGUCAUCUCUCUCUCUCUCUCUCUCUCUCUCUUUCUGAAAAACACUUUCAAUUCUCCAUUUUUCUUUCUCUCCUUUUAGCUUUUGCAAAAAACAAGAAUUGUCUGUUGGGGUGCUGCCAAGGGAGAGAAGGAGCUAAGGCUGUAGAGGUGUUUUGGAGGUUCAAACAAGAAAUUUCUGCCAUUUAUUUUACUCUCUCUCUCUCUCUUUCACUUUGUCCAUUUUCUCAUCACCUACUUGACCUUUUUCUAGGUUUGGGUUUGUCUUCAGAUCUCAGCUUUAGCUUUGGAGGAAGAUGAUGAUGAAAGGUCUGGUAAUUCAGCAGCCACAUUCAGCUUUGGAUCAAGAAAACAUGUCUAAUCUCACUUCUACUGCCUCCGGUGAAGCUUCUGUUUCUGACACUAAUGGCGGCAUCUAUCCCCACCAACAACAGGUCUUUGCUAACCCAAAUCAGUCUCAACCAGUCAAGAAGAAGAGAAACCAACCAGGAAAUCCAGACCCUGAUGCAGAAGUGAUAGCUUUGUCACCCAAGACUCUGAUGGCAACCAACAGAUUUGUGUGUGAAAUUUGCAACAAAGGGUUUCAGAGGGACCAGAAUCUGCAGCUUCACAGAAGGGGUCACAAUCUGCCAUGGAAGCUGAAGCAGAGAAGCAACAAGGAAGUGAUAAGGAAGAAGGUGUAUGUGUGCCCAGAGGCGAGCUGUGUCCACCAUGAACCAGCCAGGGCCCUGGGUGACCUCACUGGGAUCAAGAAACACUUUUGCAGAAAGCAUGGGGAGAAGAAGUGGAAAUGUGACAAGUGCUCAAAGAGAUAUGCAGUUCAAUCUGACUGGAAAGCUCACUCCAAAACCUGUGGCACAAGAGAAUACAGAUGUGACUGUGGAACCCUUUUCUCCAGGAGAGAUAGUUUUAUAACGCACAGAGCUUUCUGUGAUGCAUUAGCGGAAGAGAGUGCAAGAAGAGUGAUGACUGGGAGUCAAAUUCAUCAUCCCUCUCAGCCCGGUUGUUCAUCGGCGUCCAAUAUAAAUUUCCAGUUUCCGGCCUUUCAGCCACCGCAGGUUGGCAGCCAUGGCGACCACUCUGCGUCGCCGGCGUUUCCUUCAGUGAAAAAGGAGCAGCAACAUUAUAACGGCAUGGGGAUUAGCGGCGGCGGCGGUUUCAAUCUGAGGCCGGAAAUCCCGCCGUGGUUAAUCACCUGUCAGCCGUUGGUCGGAGCCACCCACGGCCCUCCGCCGCCGCUGUUCCACCCCGGCGGGUUGGAUUUCCUCCACCACCAUCAUCAAGAAUUCACGCAGGUGCAGAACCCAAACCCUAAUAAUAAUCUUGGAGGUGGGCCCACGCUACCACCUUUCCACCCAACGGCGUCGUCUCCGCAAAUCUCUGCCACUGCAUUGCUGCAGAGAGCCGCUCAGAUGGGCGCCACCGGCAUUGGCAGCGGCACGGCCAGUUCAGCGGCCCCAGCCAUGCUGAUGAUCGGGCCCCACACCGAUCACGUGUCUGCCGAUCAAGCCAAGAAUUUGUCGUCACGUGAGGCUGUAGCUGGGGACGACGUUAUCAGUUCCUCCGCCGCUGCAGCUCCGCCUCACGGCGGCUCUCUUCUUCACGACAUCACCGCCGGCGCCACCUCGUUCUCAUCCUCCACCACCGACCCUCACGGCUUUGACGCCUCCAGCUUCGAAGACCCCUUCGGCGGCAUUAAUGGCGCAAACGACGAUAUGACGAAGGAUUUCCUGGGUCUAAGGCCUCUCUCUCAUUCCGACAUUUUUAACAUUACUUCACUCGUUGACAACCCUGCCAGUGAUCAUCACCAUCACCAUCAUCAUCAUCAACCUCAAGUUCAAAAGGCUUGGCCAAGCUAAACCCGAAACCCUAGCUAGUUUCAUUUCAGUUACUCGUAUGGUAGACGAUAGGGCAUUUCAAAGUUAAUGACCUAUCUAUUCUUAUAUGUCUAAUCUUUGCAUAAGAAAUAAUUCAAUU
Molecule: messenger RNA, 2133 nt
Organism: Ipomoea nil (Japanese morning glory)
Lineage: Eukaryota; Viridiplantae; Streptophyta; Magnoliopsida; Solanales; Convolvulaceae
Product: protein indeterminate-domain 7-like
Exons: 4
Coding region: 453-2015 (520 amino acids)
Cellular component (GO): nucleus
Molecular function (GO): DNA-binding transcription factor activity
Source: RefSeq, a predicted model, not a curated record